Messenger RNA from Lactuca virosa, 375 nucleotides. NCBI's taxonomy places the organism in Eukaryota, Viridiplantae, Streptophyta, Magnoliopsida, Asterales, Asteraceae. The record is from the annotation of a GenBank genome assembly.
AUGCAAACAACCCUCCCACACCAGACCAGCGGUGACGCCGAAACACCCAAUGCCAUCACCAGUAAUGAGUCGAUACCUGUGGUUCAACUGGUAGCGGAAAACCCCGUGAUAGUGUUUGGGCAACGUGGCUGUUGCAUGUGUCAUGUCGUGAAGCUUUUGUUAUUAGGGUUAGGGGUGAAUCCCACAAUCUCCGCCAUGGAUGAAGGAGAUGCGGCUUCCGUGACAGUUCAUUUAUUGAAAAUCUCCGGAGAAGAUGAUGGCAACCUGAUAGAGUUUCCGGUGGUUUAUGUGGGUGGGAAGUUUUUUGGUGGAUUGGAGAGAUUAAUAGCAACACAUAUCACCGGCGAAAUUGGUUCCGAUGUUGAAGGAUGCUAA